This is a messenger RNA of Ananas comosus (pineapple), 2376 nucleotides long. RefSeq names its product histone acetyltransferase KAT6B-like. The annotation marks the transcript as partial. The record is from RefSeq and is a predicted model, not a curated record. Lineage: Eukaryota; Viridiplantae; Streptophyta; Magnoliopsida; Poales; Bromeliaceae. The transcript has 2 exons.
GAGAGAACAUGGUUAAUGGUAUCUUUUGCUUUUUACAAGGAAACAAAAGCCUUCCUUUCUUUAGAAAGGAAAUGGCAUAGUUGCGCAAGUAUAGGAAAAUCGUUUCUACCACAUUAUCUUGUAGAAUUAUCCCCUCCUAGAUAUUUACUGUGUAAAAAGUCCAAAGAAGUGCAGAGAAAAAGAAUUCAAUUAAUGAAGAUUUUUAUGGUAUUGGGCAUAGAAAAGAUGGAUGCUGUAGAAGAUAUGUGAGAAAGAUCUAUUUGCGCUCAAUCUCCUGUAUGCUAUUGCCUGUUGAUUAGCAGGCCAUGUUGGAGAUUAUUAUUCUGUUCAUCGUGUGACCGUACUAAUCUUUCAAAAUGCUCAUCAAUCUGCCAUCUCGUCCUUCAGACUGCAGCAGGUAUCUGGGUGAGUUUCUUCACUAUACAAUAAUGACACAACUAGGCCCUAUGAUGAUUGUUGUUGUGGAUUUUUUUUCAAAAAAAAAUCAUGAGAUUUGCAUAAACAAUUUUUUUUAAAACUAAGGUUUUUGUAUUAAAUGUAUUAUUUGUACGAUUGCACAUUGCAAAGCAGAUGUUGCCUGUAAAAUUGUGUGGAGAUCUCUCGACCAUUACCGUGCUGAAUUAAGUCCCCAACAGGUUUUUUUGAUUUAUUUAUGUUUUUUCAUCUUUUUAUAUUUUGGCCUUCUUUGAACAUUUAAAUUAGAAAUUUCAUCACAAUCAGUUGCUACAUGAGCUGUCUGUUCUAAUUAGUAGUUAAGAGGUGUAUAAAUUAGUAGAAUCACUGCUUAGUUUAGUAAAAUUUGUCAUUUUAAUUAAUAAAAUUCAACUCCUGUUUCAAAAUGGUCCAUGGUUAAAGAGGAUCUCUGUUCUUUUAACUAUGCUGUCGUAGCGGAUUGGUGGAAGUUUUUCUCCUCCCAGUGCGCAGACGGCUAAGAAAGCCACCAUUUCAUGCUCCACUCCGCUUCCACGUCUUUCCAACGAUGCUGUGUCAAAAGUGUCACUGUUUUGAGUGCUAUGAGAGAAAAGAAUCACACAACUUUUCUCACAGAACCAUUGCACUUUCGUUUUUGACUUAUAUCUAGAUUUUAUAUCACCUAAUCCAUGGAACCCGUCAUUCACCCACCGUAAACGCACUUUUUCCUUGAUCACUCCUCUCACCUGCCAACCUUCACCUCCCCUUUAAAAAGCUUGCCGCCAAAGCAACCAGAAAGACAAAAAAUUUAUGAACUUUGCCCGGCCAACCUCUCUCCUCUCUCUUUUCAUCCACCAGCAUCUCUCCAGAUGGGGUUGAAGAAAUGGCUUCGUGCGUAGGCAUACUCCCACAGCAAAGCAGAAACUUCUACAUUGCUCCCUCGAAAGAACAAAACAAUGGUAGAGAGCUAUGGAGGUCGAACUAGGGGUGCAAAUAACUAGACCAGUUGGAGACCUCACCUUUGCGUCCACGGAAACUGACGCCGUAUUCGUCCUCUUCGCCCAUCUCCCAGGAUUUAUAAAAGAUGAGAUUGAGGUGGAGUUAAACGAAGCCGGAACAGAAAUUAGCAUCAGCAGCAGAGGAGAAACAGGAGAGAGGUCCUUCAUAGAAGCUGAGAUCUCAGGGAGAUUAAAGAUUUCCCAUGAGGAAUCACUGGAAGGGUUCAGGAAGGCGUUUCCGAUCCCAAAUAAUGUCGUCCUAGGUCGGAUUGAAGUGGGGUUUGAGGAAGAGGAGGGCAUUCUCAUUGUUCUGUUGCCCAAAUCAACAAGAGAAGAGGAGCCUUCAAGAGUUGAGAUAGAAGAAAUCAGUGAAGAAAACAUCAGAGAAGAAGAAGAAGAAGAAGAAGAGAGGACUUGGAUGACAGUAGAAUUGGAAGAGACCAUUCCUGACUACAAUAAAGAGAAAGCACAAGAACAGAAGAAUUUGGGUGAAGUAGAGCCAAAGAAAAGUACAGAGAAAUUAGAUGGCAAGCCUGAUGGAAAGCCUGAAGCAGGCCCCCGAGAAGCGACAACCAAAAUAGCAAUUGAAGAUAAAGAAGACAGGGAAUCUGAAUUAAUUAUAGAGGAAUUGGAUUUCCCGAUUACGCCUUCCAUAUCAGAGGAGCCAAUCGCAUUCAAAUCUGAAGAAGAAGAAGAAGAGGAGGAGGAAGAAAAUACUUUAGAGGAAGAAGCACCAGAACAAAUGAAUCUAGAUGAACUAGAACUGAGUAAAAGUUCCAAGCCACUAGAGAGUGAGCCCGAAGGAGAAACUGAACCAGAGUCCAAAGAAAUAGCAAUCAGAACACGAACUGAUGAUAAAGAAAUAGAAACUGAACUUAUUAGAGAGGAACCGGAUUUUACUAUGACACCUCCCCCUCUAGAGAAGCCAAUCGUAUCUGAAGCUUUUGAAGCAGAAGAAGAAGAAGAA